Paramecium primaurelia is the source of this 2530-nucleotide messenger RNA. The record is from the annotation of a GenBank genome assembly. NCBI's taxonomy places the organism in Eukaryota, Ciliophora, Oligohymenophorea, Peniculida, Parameciidae.
AUGAAUAAUUUUGAAAAGGUUGAGGCUUUUGGAUAAUUGCCAUAAGCUAGAUUUGGACAUACUAUAACAUAUAUUGCAAAGGGAAAAGCUAUAUUAUUUGGAGGUAAAAGAGAAUAAUUAAAUGAAAGGGGCAACUGGAGACACAGGAAAAUAUAGUAUUACAGGAGAUACGUUCUCGUUCGAUAUGUAAAGUAAAUAAUGGAAGAGAGUUGAAGGUAUUUAAAAUAAAGAAAAGAGUAGUUUAGGGUACAGCACCAUCUCCUCGAGCAGCACAUUCAGCAGUAUGUGUAGAUAUAAAUUAAAUAGUAAUUUAUGGAGGAGCAACAGGAGGUAAUAUAUAUAUAGAUUAUUUAUAUUAGGUGGUAGUUUGGCAUCAGAUGAUCUUUAUUUAUUAGAUUUGAGAUCAAAUGAUGAUUUAGGUUAAUGGACUGUAGUACCAGUUGUAGGAACUACACCAGGUAGAAGGUAUGGACAUACACUAACCUUUACUAAACCAUUUUUAAUAGUUUUUGGAGGAAAUACUGGAUAAGAGCCAGUCAAUGAUUGCUGUAUUAAUAAUACAUUUAAUUUUAAGGGUGUGUAAAUGUAGAGAAGAGUCCUAUUACUUGGGCUAGAUUAGAAUGUAAAUCAGAAUAGCCAUUAGCAAGAGUAUAUCAUUCUGCUAGUAUUUGCACUAAUGGAAGUGCUAAUGGAAUGGUUGUAGCAUUUGGUGGAAGAUCAAAUGAUUAAUAAGCAUUAAAUGAUGCAUGGGGAUUAAGAAGACAUAGAGAUGGAAGAUGGGAUUGGGUGAAAGCUCCAUAUAAAAUUGAUAAAGAAUAACCUGUUGGUAGAUAUCAACAUACUACAUUGUUUGUUUAUAGCAUGCUUGUUGUUAUUGGUGGUAGAACAGGAAAUGUUGGGGAAACAUUGACAAUAGAUGUUUAUGAUACUGAAACAUCAGAAUGGUCUAAAUUUAAUAGUAUUUAGAGAUUUAGACAUUCAUCAUGGUUAGUAGAUACUAGUAUAUUUGUUUAUGGAGGAUUUGAAUUAGAUUCACCUAAUAUUCCAACUGAUAUUAUUUCUAAAAUCAAUUUAAAUAGAUUGCUAUUACCAAGUGAAACAUUAACUAAUAAAUUAGCUUAAUAUUAAUAAGCUCAAAGAAAGUAUUAUUUUAUCUUAAUUAAGUGUAUCACCUCAAUCACUAUCACCUUAAAUGACUCCGAUAUCCCCAGAUACUUAAGCUUCUCCUUUAAAUAAUUCAUUAAUUCAAAAAAAACCAGGCCAAACUAAUUAAAAUACUCAAAAACAAUAAAAACCAUUUGCUUAAAAUUAAGCUGAUAAAUCUUAAUUUAAAUUUAUCAAUUAAGCUGUAGUGGCUGAAGAAACACGUGAUUCUAAAGCUCCUAAUAGAAAACCAAGAUUGCCUUAAUCUGCAUAAGAAAAUAAUAUUGCUCAUUUAUUCAUAAGCACAUUAUUAUAACCUAAGACUUUUAUUAAUAUCUCUGAAAAUGCUAAAUUUUUAUUUUAAGCUUAACAUAUACUUAUGUUAUGUGAUUAAGCAGAAGCUAUAUUAAAAGAAUAACCUAUGGUUUUAAGAUGUAAAGCUCCAAUAAAGAUUUUUGGAGAUAUUCAUGGAUAAUAUUCAGAUCUUAUGAGAUUCUUUGAUUUGUGGGGAUCUCCAUUUGUAGAUGGUAAGGAUAGCGAUAUAGAAGCAUUUGAUUAUCUAUUUCUCGGAGAUUUUGUAGAUAGAGGUAAUCAUUCUUUAGAAACUAUUUGUUUGUUAUUGGCUCUAAAAGUAAGAUUUCCAGAAUCAAUUCAUUUGAUUAGAGGAAAUCAUGAAGAUAAAUGGAUAAAUAAUGGAUUUGGAUUUUCAGAGGAAUGUGCAUAGAGAUUAGGUGAAGAUCCUAAUGAUGAAGAUUCAGUAUUUGCAAGAGUUAAUCGAUUAUUUGAAUGGUUACCAUUGGCAGCAAUAGUUGAAGAUAAGAUAAUUUGUCUUCAUGGAGGAAUAGGGAGUUAAUUAAAUUAUGUAGCAGAAAUAGAAAAUUUAUAAAGACCUUUAGAAGUAAUUCAUGAAGUUACAACACCAGAAUAAUAAUUAGUGGUUGAUAUUUUAUGGUCAGAUCCAACUGAUACAGAUUAAGAUUUUGGAAUAUAACCAAAUAUUAUAAGAGAUCCUGCAGGUACUGGAAAUAUAGUAAAAUUUGGACCAGAUAGAGUUAUAAAUUUUCUUAUUAAAAAUAAUCUUUCUCUUAUUAUACGUGCUCAUGAAUGUGUAAUGGAUGGUUUUGAAAGAUUUGCUGGUAAUAUAUUAUUAAUAUUAUAAUUAGGAGGUUAAUUAUUAACAGUAUUUAGUGCAACUGAUUAUUGUGGUAGACAUAAGAAUGCAGGUGCAGUGCUUAUUCUUAAAAGAAAUUUAGAGAUUGUACCAAAAUUAAUAUAUCCUCAAAAUCUGAAUGCUCACAAUUGGAUUGAGGAUGAAGAAGCAUUAAAGAAGAGACCACCUACACCACCUCGUUGGAAAAAUUAAGGUCAACGUAGAAGUUAUGAUUGA